Molecule: messenger RNA, 525 nt
Organism: Danaus chrysippus (African queen)
Lineage: Eukaryota; Metazoa; Arthropoda; Insecta; Lepidoptera; Nymphalidae
Source: the annotation of a GenBank genome assembly
AUGAAAGUUGAAGCGUUCCUCAUAUUCUUCCUGCCUUGCCUGUCCGGCUUACGUCGAGGUCCACAUCAUCCUCACGGACAGAUGCCCCUUGAGAGUCAUAGCCACUACAAACCAAAACAUUCAGACUCCUUAACAAAGGACACGCAAUUACUCCAUGAUGCCAAACAUUUAGAGGAAGACGUGAAAGUAUUAACUGCCGAAGCCAUAGCUAAGAUGACACCAGAGGAAUUGGAAUUCCAUUAUUUCUCAGCACACGAUUACGAUAGGAAUUCUUUGUUGGAUGGGUUAGAAAUGCUUAAGGCUGUCUAUCAUACAAUAGAACACGCUGCUCCCGAUCCUGAAGAAGAUGAAGACAUCGAACCUGAAUCUGAUAAUCUAGAAUUAUAUAUUGCACUAGUGGAUAAAACUCUAAAAUCUGAUGACACAAACAACGAUGGAUACGUAUCUUACGCGGAGUAUAGAGCAGCGAGAGGAAAUACUACGGAAGAUCGGUCACCAAGAGUGUUAGCGGGAAAUGCUGGUUAG